Centropristis striata (black sea bass) is the source of this 3677-nucleotide messenger RNA. RefSeq names its product repulsive guidance molecule BMP co-receptor b (gene rgmb). Gene Ontology annotation, molecular function: coreceptor activity. Gene Ontology annotation, cellular component: plasma membrane. The coding region runs from base 658 to 2106 and encodes 482 amino acids. The record is from RefSeq and is a predicted model, not a curated record. Gene Ontology annotation, biological process: BMP signaling pathway. Lineage: Eukaryota; Metazoa; Chordata; Actinopteri; Perciformes; Serranidae. The transcript has 2 exons.
AUUAUAUAGCUAUUUUUUAGUUAAUUGAUCAGCAAUUGACUGAUACUGAACAUACACUGAUGUUAAUUAACUUCUUUUUUAAAUUAUUCAUUUAUUUUCUCAGUUUUCAUUUCUAUAAUUGGUUGACAGUGUAAUAAGUUGUAUGAACAAUGUUAAAUAGACUUUAAUAGAGUAAUUUCUUUAAGAUACAGCCUUGUAAGUAGUUUUGCAUAGUCGUAUUGGUGCCAAACCCACAUGUAACAGGUCAGCUUUCAUUCAAGAGCGGAAAUUCUCUAUAUCAGCUCCUGUAUCUGUAAUCAGUGAUUUUUUUCCCUGUCAAAUCAAUAUUGGUCUCAAAAAAUCCUGUAUCAGUCAGGCUGUGUUUGCAUAGCACACCUUGUAUUGUCUUGCUCUCUAUCUAUAACACUCUAAUGUGUGGCCCAGCCUAUAUGAGCAGUAUUAUCUCACUCCUCGUGGGAAAACGUUUCUUUAUCUUUUCCCUCUGGCUGCUCUUUGGUUUAUUACGCUGCAGGUUUAUUACAUUCACAGAGCGGCACUACUGAUUCAUCAAGACUUUUAACCAGUGGAUGCUUCUUUUUCCAAUUUUAUUAGGUUGUAACUGGCUGGUAGCAUUGUGUUUUCAAGUUCAAAGUAACCUUAGUUGUCUUCUGUGUGCACAUGAGCCAUUCAGCUCUCAGUGUAGUACAUAACCACAAGGCAUGUGAUAAAAUUUUAAGUCUUUUUAAGAUGCUUAUCUAUCACUAUUACUGUUACUGCAAUUCUAUCACGUUGCUAACAGUAUUUCUGCAUCUCUGUCCAGGUCAGUGCCAGGUGGCCACCCCUCAGUGCCGUAUCCAGAAGUGCACCACUGACUUCGUCUCCCUGACCUCCCACCUGACGCCGGCCGUGGAUGGCUUUCACAUUGAGUUUUGCAAAGCUUUACGUGCAUACUCAGCCUGCACCCAGAGGACCGCCAAGUCCUGUCGGGGGAACCUCGUCUUCCACUCGGCUGUGCUGGGCAUCUCCGACCUCAUGAGCCAGAGGAAUUGCUCCAGAGACGGGCCCACAUCCUCCACGCACCCCGAGGUCCCACACGAGCCCUGCAACUACCACAGCCGCACCCAGCACGCCCACGCACACUCCCACGUGCACGCACACACGCACUCCCACGCCCAUGCUCACGGCCACGGCCACUCUCGGCCUGUCUACCUGUUCUGCGGGCUCUUCGGGGACCCACACCUGAGGACGUUUAAGGACAGCUUCCAGACCUGCAAGGUGGAGGGGGCGUGGCCUCUCAUCGACAAUGACUAUCUGUCCGUACAGGUCACUAAUGUUCCCGUGGUACCUGGCUCCAGUGCCACAGCAACCAAUAAGAUCACCAUCAUCUUUAAGCCCUAUGAGGGUUGUACAGACCAAAGGGUCUACCAAGCCGUCACUGACAACCUCCCAGCUGCCUUUGAUGACGGAACCAUAAGCAGCGGAGACCCCAUCCACAUUUCUGCUGGUGCAGAAGGUGCAACUGGGAAGGUCCGGGCUCUGUGGAUCUCUGAGCGCAGCCCAGGGCGCCACGUGGAGCUGCACGCCGGAUACAUCGGCGUAACUGUAAUCGUUCGCCAGCUGGGCCGCUACCUGACCCUGGCGGUGCGGAUCCCAGAGGAGCUGGCUCAGGCCUACGAUGCCACCCAGGACCUGCAGCUCUGUCUGAACGGCUGCCCCGGCGGAGAACGCAUAGACCAGGCGGGGCACCUCCCCCUGCCCCUCUCUCCUGCUGCGCUCGGCCUGCAGCUUCAGCAGCUGCGUCGGCCUAGCUACUCCUCACAGACACAAGCAUCCCCCUACGGUGCCACGCAGGUUUUCAGUGUGGAGGGGGCGAGGGAGCUCUGCAGGGAGCAGCUGGAGGUGCAGGACAUUUACUUCCACUCCUGUGUGUUUGAUCUCCUCACCACCGGGGAUGCAAACUUCACAGUGGCAGCGUACAGCGCGCAGAAGGACAUGGAAAGUCUUCACCCACACCGGGAUAGAUGGAGGAUCUACCCCCGCGGCUCAGCCACCUCCGCCUUACACUCUGAUUCUAUCAAACGGCUGGCUCUGAUCCUGCUGUGUGCUCUGAGUGUGGCACUGAUGUAAGAGCGGGAGUGGGAGACUUGUGUAUGUGUGUGCACUAGAGAGAGAGUGUUGGGAGGUUUUUUUUGCUGAGCACUGAUACUGAUACUCUCUCAUGUAGAGAGGAAACAGAAGGCUGGACAGUUACUGGGAACUAGUGUUUUUGGCACAGGAGGUACUGGCAACACUAACUGUUCCUUACCUGGCAGAAUCAGCCCUCUGGGGAAUAACAGAAGAUGUGAUGACGGCUUUCACAAUCUGUCUUCAUCUUUGGAUAAGACUCUUGACAAUGACACAAACGUACCUGUGUGGGUGAAUAGACUCCAAACUGUAAAUAGCUUGUGUAAUGGCGUAGAGUUUUUGUGUCAUUCGAUGUGAUUUUUCUUUGAUACCUCAGACAGAGGAUGUUUGUUUUAACAGAAGCACUUUAUUUAGUUUUUUUUUUUUUUUAAACAAAUCCACAUCAGUGUUUCUUCCUCUCACUUACUGUCCUCCACCAAAAUCUCCAACAGCUCAAGUUUUGGAGACCAUCUAUAAUUUUUAUAUGCUUUUUUGAUCCUUUCAAAGUAAAAGUCUGUUGAACACAAGGAGCUGCCAUUUUUGUUAAAAAUGCAUCAUUCUUCCCGUGGCUGAUUUGACUCUCAUUUUAAGUCAGUUAAUGUGAGUUGUUCUGUUCUGAAUGUAUUAUGAAUAUUGUAACAGCAAAUGCCAUCAGUACUAUUUUGUUGCUGUAUGAAUUUGUUGCUUUUCCUCAGUCCUGAUUUCAAAUGUGUGUGCGUGUGAAAGUGCGUGGGUGCGUCAGUGUUUUGUUUUUUUACCAGUUGAUGACAUGUUUGUUUCCUUUGAGAUCAUGUCAUAGGUAUUUCCACCUUUUUGCCAAGCGGCUCAUGUUUGUUGCUCUCCGUAUUCUUUGUUGUGUUAAUUUGAGCCAAAGACAGAUAAUGUAUGGUUUUUAUGUAUAAAGGAGAUCAUAACUCACCACCAAACCAGCACCCUUCUCCUGCUAACAGUUUCUCCUGUUUUUAAAGUUGCUACUGUAUACUGUUUUACUCCUACUGCCAGAAUUGACAAGCUGCUCCUUCCUGGGAUACGUGUAAGACACUGCAGUGUGAACAAAACACUGCAAAUCACUGAGAAUGUUACCACACAGUCUGCUUAGAUAUAUGUGGGAAAUAAAUGCUAUUUGAUACCUAGAUAGACAUGCCAACCCUCAAGAUUAUGAGUAUUUUUAAGAUGUAACAUUCUGUAUAAUUAUGCCCCAUUUGGUCAGCCAUAUCAGCUUAGUCUCAGUUUUUGGCAAUGUGAUCUCUUACAUCACGUGUGAGUGUCAGUUUGGUAAAGAGUGACUGGUCAAUGUUGAAAUACUUAACUUAUUUAUGAACGUAGUGUCCUGUAGAGGAAGUUAAGCUCCAUAUUCUUGCUGUUGUUGGAUAAUAAUUUAAAAAAAUGUCAGAUGUGAUUGUACUGCCACUUAGUGGUGCUCUGUUGCUAUGUCAGUGUGUUACUCAAGGCGCUCAAAAAAAGAGAAAACAUGGAGGAAAAAAAACUGUGUGCAAGUGUUUUAUUUAAAAAACAAUAAAGUAAAAACGAUCCAA